AUGGUGGGCUCUGGUCUCCUGUGGUUGGCCUCAGUCUCCUGCAUUCUGAUGUUGGUAUUGGCAGAGCAACAAGGUUUGAGAACUACCGCCAACGCCAGUUCUUAUGAACUGGGCUUGGAGUGUGGGGCUCCUGGCACCCCAGAGGCCCACGUCUGUUUUGACCCUUGUCAAAAAUACACACAAUUGGACGACCCCUCCAGAAGCAUAGAGAACACAGAAACUAAUGGGCAGCUAUGUGAUCGGAACCUUCAAGGCUGGUACCGCUUUGUGGGUGAAGGGGGAGUUCAGAUGCCAGAGACCUGUGUCCCAAUGUUCCGGUGCCAGACAGCUGCUCCCCUGUGGCUGAGCGGGACCCACCCUUCCAAUGAGGAAGGCAUUGUCAACCGCACUGCUUGUGCCCACUGGAGUGAAAACUGCUGCCUUUGGGAAAAGGAGGUGUUGGUGAAGGCCUGCCCUGGCGGGUACUAUGUGUACCGAUUGGAGGAUACGCCCGACUGUGAUCUGAGAUAUUGCACAGACCCCACCACUGUGAAGGACAAGUGUGACAGGCCCUGCCGUCCUGAGGAGGAGUGCCGCUCCGUCGAUGGUGUCUGGGACUGCUUCUGCAAGCAGGACCUCAAUAGCUCUGAUGUCCACAGUUUGCAGCCUCAGCUGGACUGUGGGCCCACAGAGAUCAAGGUGUCCCUGGACAAGUGUCGGCUGGAAGCCCUGGGCUUUGGGGAGCAGGUCAUUGCAUACCUGCAGGAUUUGAAUUGCAGCAGCACCACAAAGCCGGAGGAGAGGAACUGGGUCUCCAUAGUCAGCCCCGUCCAGGCAGGUGCCUGUGGAAACACCUUGGAGAGAAAUCAAACCCAUGCCAUCUACAAAAACAUGUUCUCCUUAGUCGACGAUUUCAUCAUCAGAGACACCAUCCUCAACAUCAACUUCCAGUGUGCCUACCCGCUGGACAUGAAAGUCAGCCUUGAGAUGGCGCUGCAGCCCAUAGUAAGUUCCCUGAACAUCAGUGUGGGUGGAGAAGGAGAGUUCACUGUAAGGAUGGCCCUUUUCCAAGACCAGAACUACACAUCUCCUUACGAAGGGGAUGCAGCUGUGCUCUCUGUUGAAUCUAUGCUCUACGUGGGCGCCAUCUUGGAAAGAGGAGAUACCUCCAGGUUUAACCUGCUGUUGAAGAACUGCUAUGCGACACCCACUAAGGACAGGACUGACCCUGUGAAAUAUUUCAUCAUUAGAAACAGCUGCCCCAAUCUAAAGGAUUCCACUAUCCACGUGGAAGAGAAUGGGAUGUCCUCGGAAAGCCGGUUCUCCGUUCAGAUGUUCAUGUUUGCUGGAAAUUAUGACCUAGUUUUCCUGCAUUGUGAGGUCCAUCUCUGUGACUUCCUUUCUGAGGAGUGCCAGCCGUCUUGCUCGAGAAGUAGACUCCGCAGUGAUGGAGUGGCCAUUGAUCCAGCCCACGUUCUAGAUUUGGGACCUAUCACUCGGAAAGGUGCCCAGUCUCUCGGUGUCCUGAGUGGAGCUCCUAGCGUUUCAGGGUUCCUGUUGACCUGGCCAGUGCUUCUUCUGCCUGUCCUACUGACUUGGCUGUUCUGA
This is a messenger RNA of Chrysochloris asiatica (Cape golden mole), 1587 nucleotides long. It is a transcript of the gene GP2, whose product is annotated as glycoprotein 2 (zymogen granule membrane). The record is from RefSeq and is a predicted model, not a curated record. The coding region runs from base 1 to 1587 and encodes 528 amino acids. Lineage: Eukaryota; Metazoa; Chordata; Mammalia; Afrosoricida; Chrysochloridae. Gene Ontology annotation, cellular component: apical plasma membrane; cell surface. The transcript has 10 exons. Gene Ontology annotation, biological process: neutrophil migration.